Molecule: messenger RNA, 1659 nt
Organism: Echinostoma caproni
Lineage: Eukaryota; Metazoa; Platyhelminthes; Trematoda; Plagiorchiida; Echinostomatidae
Source: the annotation of a GenBank genome assembly
AUGCACAGUUGUAUAAAAGAAUACGUCAGUGAAAUGGCUUCAAGCAGCCGCCUGGCUUAUACUUCUGAGCGGCACCCUAAACAUUCGUUAGAAGCGAUGAAUUCGUUACGCAAAAAUCGUGAACUUUGUGAUGUGGUAUUGUUGGUGGACGGAAAAGAAAUCUACACGCAUCGUGUCGUUCUGGCUGCCUGUUCCGCUUAUUUCCGUGCCAUGUUUACUGGCGAGCUUGCUGAAUCACGACAAACACAGAUCACAUUAUACGAUCUGCAUGGCGAGGCAGUUGAAAUGUUGAUCAAUUUCUGCUACACCAGUCAGAUCACGGUGGAGGAGUGUAAUGUGCAAAAUUUGCUUCCUGCUGCAUGUCUACUCCAGUUAACAGAGGUUCAGGAUGUCUGCUGCGAGUUUCUCAAACGACAACUGGAUCCGUCGAAUUGUUUGGGAAUCCGUGCUUUUGCCGAUACACACGCCUGCCGUGGCCUGCUUCGGGUUGCAGACCGAUUCACACAACUCAACUUUUUGGUACGUUCUACCUCUGAAGAAUUUCUACUGCUUCCGGUGAACCAACUGGUAGACAUCCUCAGUCUAGAUGAGUUAAAUGUUCGUACCGAGGAGCAAGUUUACCGGGCCGCGAUGCGUUGGAUUCAUCAUAAUCUGGCUGACCGACGACGUCAUCUAGCCUACUUGAUGCAACACAUCCGACUGCCUUUGCUCAGCCCGAAAUUCCUUGUUGGUACGGUAGGGGCCGAUUUGCUCAUUCGAUCGGACGAGCGUUGUCGUGAUCUGGUGGACGAAGCGAAGAACUAUCUUUUGUUGCCUCAGGAGCGUCCACUUAUGCAAGGCCCGCGGACCAAACCGCGCAAACCGGUCCAGUCUGGUGAGUUGCUGUUUGCCGUGGGCGGUUGGUGUUCCGGGGAUGCAAUUGCUUCGGCCGAACACUAUGACCCGCGUACACAUGAAUGGCGUUUAGUAGCACCCAUGCACAAGCGACGCUGUGGGGUCGGCGUAGGCGUUGUAAACGAUUUGCUCUACGCAGUUGGUGGACACGAUGGACAUAGCUAUUUGAAUUCGGUCGAACGGUACGUGCACCAAUUCCCCAGUGUGUGUGGUUCUUUCGCUUCAUGGCUUAAUUCGAUUCAUGUACAAAAUUAUCUUGAUCAGGAUGAAUUUCACCUCAAUUCCGUCAUGCCCCUCCGUUGUUGCCUGCUUUUUGGUCUAACUGACUACUUUCUUUCUUCCCCACCCGUCGGUUUUCCUUUGUCUUUUCACUCUUCACUUUUCAGCUAUGAUCCCCAUACCAACCAGUGGUCAUCCGAUAUUGCUCCUACUAGCACGUGUCGGACCAGUGUUGGGGUUGCUGUGCUGAAUGGGUUCAUGUACGCCGUCGGUGGACAGGAUGGGGUUUCUUGUCUGAGUUUUGUCGAACGCUAUGAUCCAGUGGUAAACAAGUGGACGAAGGUAAGCUUGCCUUGUACACAGACUUUGCUCACUUCACAUUUAAACCACUCACGAAUGAUUGUUUUACGUACAAAGCGGCUAUCCACCUCUUGUGUACUGUUUGUGACCAUCUCGUGUCCGUUGUUGAACAGGUCUUUUAGUAGUUCAACACGUUCUUGGUUUACCCUCUCUCUCCGUUUCUACUUAAUUUUGUCGUAUAUGUGA